This is a messenger RNA of Spinacia oleracea (spinach), 763 nucleotides long. Its product is annotated as protein EPIDERMAL PATTERNING FACTOR 1. Lineage: Eukaryota; Viridiplantae; Streptophyta; Magnoliopsida; Caryophyllales; Amaranthaceae. The coding region runs from base 281 to 640 and encodes 119 amino acids. Gene Ontology annotation, biological process: guard cell differentiation; stomatal complex development. The transcript has 2 exons. The record is from RefSeq and is a predicted model, not a curated record.
CCAUUUUCUCUUUUGCGUCUACUUUCAUGUGAACCGUACUAUACCCUCAAGUUUGCUAACUUCUUUUCUGUGAUUUGCUUCAAUUUUCGCCCUUAUCCGAACUCCGAACUCCGAACUCCCCUUUAUAUAUAUACACGAAGCCUCGUCGUCCUAGCCACAACCAACAAGCUGAGCUAAGUACGAAAAGGUGUAACGAAGUUUGAAAGUCUAUCGAAGUGGUGUACGUAAAACGUAACAAUUAUCAAGUACAAGUAUACAAGACGAAGAUAGAAAGAAGAAGAUGAUGAAGAGAACGACGAUUGCGAUAGUACUUCUUCUUAUCGUUCUCCUUGUCUUCCCCGAUAUCGCCUUUUCUAGACACAUCAAUAGAUCUUAUCGCAACGCUCACCGAGCCACACAAGGAAGAAUGAGAGGCAACAUGAGCCCAAGAGGUAGACCGGGAGUGAAGCCUAGAGGGUCAGGACCGGACACGGUUGAAAUCGCCGGUUCGAGAUUGCCUGAUUGUUCUCAUGCUUGUGGUUCAUGUUCACCAUGUAGGCUUGUUAUGGUUAGCUUUGUAUGUGCUUCUAGGGAAGAAGCCGAGACUUGUCCUAUGGCUUAUAAAUGUAUGUGUAAAAAUAAGUCAUAUCCAGUUCCUUAGAACUAAUUAAUCCUUUUUGUAAGGACUAAUUAAAAUUAGUCCUUAGCUACUACUUUUAUGUAACAUAGUUUCCAUUUUUCAUGUUCUUUAAUUGAUUAUAUUUUAUUUAUCUUUUUCAGUAAA